GAAGAAUAAUCGGCAGUCAGUGUCGUGAAUUGAGUAAUUAGCAGAUGUUUAAAUUUAGAAAGAAAGAAAAAACAGUCUUGUUGUAUACAUCGCCGCUUUGAAAUAAAAUAUUUUCUACAAUUGAUUGCAACGCUUGAUACACACAUCACUUUAAAUAAAUUAAUUGCCAAUUUUCGAACUUAGACGCGGUUGAUGAAGCAAACCAUUAUGGAACUAUGGCUGAGAACGUCUCUACUUUUAUGCGCCUUUGGAUUUUUUCGCGAACUUAGACCAUCCGAACCGUUUGUCACAGAGUUUCUGUCUGGAGAAUGGAGAAAUAUAACGGUGGACCAAGUCUAUCGGGAAAUCUAUCCUUGGGGAACGUACUCGUAUUUAUCGCUGUUGGUGGUGGUUUUCUUGAUUACCGAUAUGUUAAGAUAUAAGAUUAUUAUUAUCGCUUCGGCUGGAGUUGGCAUUGUACUCUGGUCGCUAUUGCUCUGGACAACCUCCAUUCAGGCAAUAAUCUGUGUUCAAGUUUGCUACGGAUUUUUUAUGGCCUCUGAGGUGGCAUACUAUACGUACAUGUACGCUAAAGUUGACAAAGAGAAAUACCAGCUCGUAACUGGACAUACUCGUUCAGCAAUAUUGGCUGGGAGAUUUCUGAGCGCUGUGCUGGCACAACUGUUAAUCAGCUACUCCUUGAUGGAUGUCCGAGAGCUGAACUAUAUCUCAUUCGGCUCACAAUUCGCUUCAUUGGCUUGUAGUAUAGCACUUCCUUCAGUUGGUGCAAGUCUGUAUUUCUAUUCUACCGUUGAUAGUCGCAAAGCCUUAGCAGCCUCAAAUUCAAACAACCAAUUAGAGGAGUUAAAAGUUGAAAAUGGGAGUGGUGAUGCAUCUCAACCGAAGUUCUCAUGCCAUGGAGCAUUUGAAUUAUUUUGGAUUCAUUUCAAAAUUUCGUAUUCGAAUAAGGUUGUGAUACAAUGGAGCUUUUGGUGGGCAUUGGCGAUGUGCGGUUUUCUUCAGGUGCAAAGUUACGUCCAGUUACUAUGGCAACAGAUCGAUCCUGACAAGGAAAAUCUUUACAAUGGCGCAGCGGAAGGAAUUCUGACCUUAUCUGGAGCGUUAAGUGCGUUCGCUGCAGGACUCUUGAAUAGCAAAAAGUUUAUUCAAUGGGACGUUUGGAUUUUAGCAGGUUGUUCGUUGCUAGAAGGAGGAUUUAUUUUAUGGUCAGCAUUAACACAUAACGUUUGGAUCGCCUAUGUCAUGUACAUUCUUUUCGGUACCGUGUACCAUUUCAUGAUUACAAUGGCAAGCGCUAGCGUAGCAAAGCAGUUGCAUGACGAUAGUUUUGCCUUUAUAUUCGGUAUAAAUACGUUGGUGGCAUUGACAUUCCAGACGAUCUUAACAGUGGUUCUAGUUUCUGAACAAGGAUUUGAGUUAGAUCAGCGCACACAUUACCAAGCACUCAGUGGUUAUUUUUUUGUAUUGGGAGGAAUAUAUGCUGCGACGUCGAUAGGACAAAUUUUGUAUAAAAAGAUUAAAGUGAGAUGAUUGAAACAGA
Molecule: messenger RNA, 1540 nt
Organism: Bradysia coprophila
Lineage: Eukaryota; Metazoa; Arthropoda; Insecta; Diptera; Sciaridae
Product: thiamine transporter 2-like
Biological process (GO): vitamin transport; transmembrane transport
Cellular component (GO): plasma membrane
Molecular function (GO): vitamin transmembrane transporter activity
Source: RefSeq, a predicted model, not a curated record